AUGCAGAACAGCACAGAGGUGAAUGAAUUUACUGUUGUGGGACUGACAGAUGCCCCAGAGCUUCAGGUAAUCCUCUUCAUAACACUGGUGGGAAACGUGGGGAUAAUUGUGCUGAUUUACUUAGAUCCCCCACUCCACACUCCCACGUACUUUUUCCUUAGCAAUCUGUCUUUGGUGGAUUGUGUUUAUUCAUCAAAUAUUACUCCCAAAAUGAUGGCUGGGCUUCUCACAGGAAACAAGGUCAUCUCCCAUGAUAGCUGUGCUGCUCAAAUGUUCUUCUUUGUGGCCUUUGCUAGUGUGGACUUUUUCCUCCUGGCUGUUAUGGUGUAUGAACACAAUGCAGGCAUAUGUAAGCCUCUCCAUUAUACCACCAGUAUGAGAGCAAAUCUGUGCACACAACUGGUGACUGACUGCUAUAUCUGGGGUAUCAUUGAGUCCUCCAUCCACAUUGGCUUUACCUUUCACUUCUCCUUCUGGGGUUCAAAUAUAGUCCAUCAUUUUUUCUGUGAAAUUCCCCUAAUUCUGGUUCUCUCCUGUUCUUAUAUCCAUAUCAAUGAAGUGAUACUCUUCGUCUUGACUGUCUUCAAUGUCAUUUUUGCCCUCCUCAUCAUCCUGAUCUCCUACUUGUUCAUUUUCAUCACAUUCCUGAGAAUGCAUUCUGCAGAGGGCCCACAGAAAGCCUUUUCCAGCGAUACCUCACACCUGACAGCAGCGUCUAUAUUCUAUGAGACUGUAAUCUUCAUGUACUUACAACCCAACUCAAGUCAUUCUAUGGACAAUGACCAAAUGGGCUCAGUGUUCUACACCAUAGUAAUCCCUAUGCUGAACCCUCUUCUUUAUAGUCUGAGGAACAAAGAGGUCAAUAAAGCCUUUAGGAAAGCUUUUCAGAGGGCAAAGCCUCUGGUUUUCCAGUGUCUUGUACGAUGA
Messenger RNA from Vombatus ursinus (common wombat), 927 nucleotides. RefSeq names its product olfactory receptor 5B2-like. Gene Ontology annotation, biological process: G protein-coupled receptor signaling pathway; sensory perception of smell. The record is from RefSeq and is a predicted model, not a curated record. NCBI's taxonomy places the organism in Eukaryota, Metazoa, Chordata, Mammalia, Diprotodontia, Vombatidae. The coding region runs from base 1 to 927 and encodes 308 amino acids. The transcript is spliced from 2 exons. Gene Ontology annotation, cellular component: membrane. Gene Ontology annotation, molecular function: G protein-coupled receptor activity; olfactory receptor activity; odorant binding.